This is a messenger RNA of Solea senegalensis (Senegalese sole), 2290 nucleotides long. It is a transcript of the gene nme9, whose product is annotated as NME/NM23 family member 9. The record is from RefSeq and is a predicted model, not a curated record. Lineage: Eukaryota; Metazoa; Chordata; Actinopteri; Pleuronectiformes; Soleidae. The coding region runs from base 135 to 2087 and encodes 650 amino acids. Gene Ontology annotation, molecular function: nucleoside diphosphate kinase activity. Gene Ontology annotation, biological process: CTP biosynthetic process; UTP biosynthetic process; GTP biosynthetic process. The transcript has 17 exons.
AGGCGGGUCAAACAACCGUGAGCAGCAUCUGAGGAGUUUGAGAACGUGGCAUAAUUUCGACUCAGUCAAUUAGCAUUUCAGCGCUUUGGGAUAAAAAAAAAUAACGAACAUUUUAAAGUUGACAGGUUAAACAAAUGGCAGGAAAGAAGAAAGAAGCGAGUUUGCAGGCGUCGGUCACAAACCAGGAGCAGUGGGAGGAAAUGCUUGCAACCAAAGGUUUAACUGUCGUCGAUGUUUACCAGCAGUGGUGUGGUCCCUGCCGUGCUGUUGUCAGCCUUCUGCGCAAAAUAAAAAACGAGCUGGGUGAUGACCUGUUACAUUUUGCCACAGCCGAGGCAGACAGCAUUGAUGCUUUGGAAAGGUAUCGAGGGAAAUGUGAGCCCACUUUCCUGAUCUAUGCGGGCGGGGAGCUGGUGGCGGUGCUGCGAGGAGCCAACGCUCCUCUGCUCCAGAGAAUGAUUUUAGAGGAACUGAGCAAAGAGAAGUUGGUUCUGGAGCACGGUGGUGAACGUAAAGUGGUUAAAGACGACGGUCUGGUGAAUGAUGAAGAAGAGGAGGAGGCGCCUCAGCAGUCAGAAAAUGAAGAAAGCAUAACAGUUCCUGUCAGUAGAUCCUACACAGUCGCCAUCAUCAAACCAGAUGUUGUUGCUCAUGGCAAAGCCAAUGAGAUUAUUAUGAAGAUUCAAGAUGCAGGGUUUGAGAUUCUGGCCCACGAGGAGCGCACACUGACUGAGGCCGAGGCUCGAGAUUUUUACCAGCACAAAGCAGCAGAGGCUUGCUUUGAGGACUUGGUGGAGUUUAUGUCCAGUGGUCCUUCCCAUAUUCUGGUACUGUCUCAGGCGGAGGCCUCUGCCAACGUUGUUCCAACGUGGCGUGAAUUCAUCGGCCCAGCAGACAUCGAGGAAGCCAUAAGAGAAAAGCCAGACAGCUUACGGGCACAGUACGGCACACAGCCACUGUUCAAUGCAGUGCACGGCAGUGAGGACAGCGACCAGGCCAGCAGGGAGCUUGCCUUCUUCUUCCCCAACUUUAGCACGGCCUCGGUAAAGAAGCAGGAUGGGGAGGAAGAGCGUGUGGAGAGGACACUGGCUCUAAUCCGGCCUGACGUUGCCAGAGAAAACAGAGAAGACGUCCUGGCCCACAUUCACAAUUCAGGAUUCUCGGUGGCUCUUCAAAGAGAGGUGAUAUUAACAGAGGAGCAGGUCAGACAGUUUUACUCCCAGCAUAUUGAUGAGGACUACUUCCCUGCACUGAUGAAGAGUAUGACCAGUGGACCAGUGCUUGCUCUGGCUCUAGCCAGGACAGGGGCUGUACAAUCCUGGAGGAGCAUGCUUGGCCCUUCUGAUGUUAAUAAAGCCAAAGAGGAGAAUCCUGACUGUCUGAGGGCCCAGUUUGCUUUGGAGAAUGAGCCCAUCAACCAGCUCCAUGGCAGUGCAAGCCACGAAGAGGCAGAGCGAGAGAUCGACUUCUUCUUCCCUCACCAGCGAACACUGGCAGUCAUCAAACCGGAUGCAAUGGAGGAUCACAAAGAAAAGAUAUUAGAGGAAAUCCACUCUAGCGGUUUCUCUGUAUCACAGCUGAAGGAGACGGUGCUAUCGAAGGAAAUGGCUGAGGAGUUUUACAAAGAGCACAGGGGGAAGCCUUUCUUCGAGCAGCUGGUGGAAUUAAUGUGCCGGGGGCCCUGCAUGAUGCUUGUCUUGACCAAAGAAAAUGCCGUGGAAGAGUGGAGGGCCAUGAUGGGACCGACUGACCCCGCCCAAGCGAAGGUGUCAUCCCCAAAGUCUCUGAGGGCUCGCUUUGCCUCUGACAUCCUCCACAACUCAGUCCACGGUGCCUCAGAUGAGCAGCAUGCAGAUGAGAAGAUACAUUUUAUCUUCGGUGAAAUCGACACAGAUGAGAAGCCCAACCAUGAUGGAACCGUUUUAGCAAAAGAGCAGUCAGGCAACACUGCCAGUGAAAACACAGUUGUCUCAAGAUCUGAAGAUCAGAAUGAAGACAUGCCUGAUGACCAUCACCAGAACGGUGACUCACACAGUUCAAACACUAGCAGUCCACAGACAGGAGAGAAUGAUGAGCACUCAACCUGAAUCAGCACAACUCAUCUUAUCUUUUUUUUUUAUGUGUUCUUUCUCCAACAUUGUAAGAGUGAUAAAAUAUGUCUUUUUAUUAACUAAACAAAUCAUGUUUAUCAGGUCACAUGGUCAACUACCGCUAUGCUGCGAUAAUUUAAGCAGAAGUGAUAAGGCUGGAGUAUUAAUGGCUUUUAUCCGUGAGCAUAAUAAUGAUGAUA